Molecule: messenger RNA, 968 nt
Organism: Anopheles coustani
Lineage: Eukaryota; Metazoa; Arthropoda; Insecta; Diptera; Culicidae
Product: pre-mRNA-splicing factor ISY1 homolog
Exons: 4
Coding region: 38-844 (268 amino acids)
Biological process (GO): mRNA 3'-splice site recognition; generation of catalytic spliceosome for second transesterification step
Cellular component (GO): post-mRNA release spliceosomal complex; catalytic step 2 spliceosome; post-spliceosomal complex
Source: RefSeq, a predicted model, not a curated record
UGUUUACUACCGGGAACGAAGCAGCAACGCAAAACAAAUGGCUCGUAACGCAGAAAAGGCUAUGACAACAUUGGCACGAUGGAGGGCGGCAAAAGAAACAGAAACUGGCAAACAGGAGCGUCGGCCGUAUCUGGCCUCCGAAUGUCGCGAUUUGGGACAGUGUGAAAAGUGGCGGCUAGAAAUCAUCCGGGAAAUUUCUAAAAAAGUAGCACAAAUUCAAAACGCCGGUUUAGGAGAAUUCAGAAUCCGGGACCUUAACGAUGAGAUAAACAAACUGCUCCGCGAGAAGCGGCACUGGGAGAAUCAAAUAUCCGACCUUGGCGGACCGCAUUACCGGCGCUACGGUCCGCGCAUGUUCGAUGCCGAGGGUCGCGAAGUACCCGGCAACCGGGGCUACAAAUACUUCGGCGCGGCCAAGGAUCUGCCCGGUGUGCGAGAGCUUUUCGAGCAGGAACCUCCACCGCCGCCGAAGAAAACGCGCGCCGAACUGAUGAAAGACAUCGAUGCCGAUUACUACGGCUACCGGGACGAUGACGAUGGGAUACUGUUGCCGCUGGAGGAGAAGGCGGAAAAAAUUGCCAUUCAGCGAGCGGUGGAAGAAUGGAGCAGCGCCAAGGGAUCCAAAGCGAGCGACAAAGAUGAUGACGAACCGGACAUUUAUGGUUCCGAUGCGUAUAUUACGCGCGAUCCGGAAAAGCCGUCGAAAGACGACCCGAUGGGCCUGCUGGGGCCUCGCUUUACCGCCCACGUACCCGUGCCAAGCCAGAAGGAUAUCGAAGCGGCACUACUGAAAAAACGUAAACUAGAGCUAAUGAAAAAGUAUGGCAUCGAAGACGAUGAAUAAAGUGAGUAAAAAGCGAACGCCCAAGUUCAAUCGUUUUGUAAGAAUUUAUUAUUACACAUUCAGUAAACUUUUCGACACAGUUUUCCACUGGCUAUCUUAUUGCAAAAUGCUCACACAUAAGUAU